CAGCACACAGAGUACAAACUGUGCGGAACAUAGAGAGAGAAAACUGUGGACACAGACCAAACUACAAACCCACACAACUUCAUCCUAACUGGUGCACAAUGGAAACAGAGAAGAAGACUCAGACAGCAGCAGAGCAGAUGACUGACAGGGAUCUGUCAGAACAAAUCAAACAGGUGACAAGGGAGAGUCACGUCAGGGCAGAAAACACAGAACUGAUGCUGAGCUUCCAGAGGGGAAAAGUCUCCCUGCCACAGUACAAGCUCCUCCUGUGCUCGCUGUACGAGGUCUACCAGGCCUUGGAGGAAGAGCUGGACAGGAACUCCGACCACCCUGCUGUUGCUCCCAUUUACUUCCCGGCUGAACUGGCCAGACUGGAGGCCAUCGAGAAAGAUCUGGAAUACUUCUACGGCCCGGACUGGAGAGAGAAGAUUGUCGUCCCUGCAGCCACUAAGAGAUACUGCCACAGACUCAGACAGAUCGGUAAAGAGAACCCUGAGUUCCUGCUGCCCCACGCUUACACUCGGUACCUCGGUGAUCUGUCUGGAGGGCAGGUCCUGGGUCGCAUCGCCCAGAAGUCCAUGGGCCUAAAGGGCAGCGAGGGUCUGUCCUUCUUUGCCUUCCCCGGUGUGUCCAGCCCCAACCUGUUCAAACAGCUGUAUCGCAGCCGGAUGAACAGCGUGGAGCUGACGGAGGAGGAGAGGAACGGCGUGCUGGAGGAAGCCGUCAGAGCGUUUGAGUUAAACAUCCAGGUCUUUGAUGAUCUGCAGAAGUUGCUGCUGAGUGUCAAUGAAAACAGCCUUCACACGUGUUCGACACACUCCAAACCAGUAAACACACUUCAGAUGCCCGGAGUCAUCGUGAAAAGUACGCCACUGCUGCGCAUGGUGCUGGGACUUUUUGUGGCUCUGGCCACAGUCAGUAUGGGAAUCUAUAUUUUCUAGAGAAGAUACACAAGAAGAAAUACUAUGUAAUUAUCUGUUGUUGUUACUGUAAGACCAUUAAAAACUGUAAAAUUUUACAUUUUAAGUGAAAAAAUACUGUAUAUUUUUGUAAUUUAACUGCAACCCACACAAGGUUUAGUGUCAUGAUUUAUCAACUCUUCUAUUUCAACACUGCUGUAGUGUUAGACAGUGUACAUUAAAAUGUGCAAUGUGUGUUUUUAAUACUGUAAAUAAGUCACAUUUUUUAAUAAAAUAUU
Centropristis striata (black sea bass) is the source of this 1198-nucleotide messenger RNA. Its product is annotated as heme oxygenase-like. Lineage: Eukaryota; Metazoa; Chordata; Actinopteri; Perciformes; Serranidae. Gene Ontology annotation, molecular function: heme oxygenase (decyclizing) activity; heme binding. Bases 99 to 941 code for a protein of 280 amino acids. The transcript has 6 exons. Gene Ontology annotation, biological process: heme oxidation; heme catabolic process; response to oxidative stress. The record is from RefSeq and is a predicted model, not a curated record.